Molecule: messenger RNA, 361 nt
Organism: Arabidopsis thaliana (thale cress)
Lineage: Eukaryota; Viridiplantae; Streptophyta; Magnoliopsida; Brassicales; Brassicaceae
Product: Cysteine-rich protein
Exons: 2
Coding region: 14-262 (82 amino acids)
Cellular component (GO): extracellular region
Source: RefSeq, marked reviewed
CAAAACUAUCAUCAUGGGUAUCAAAACUUUGAUUAUCUUUUUUCAUAUUUUCAUAUUAGCAGUUUUAUCGUCCAACAAUAUCAUUUUGACUUCAGGUGCAGAGAUCAAAAAAUUCUCAUAUGAUCAUUGCUUUCAUUUAUGUGUGGCUGGCGAAUACGGAUCAAAUGAAUGUUUCGUGGAUUGUGCUCAAAAGGGAUUUUGGCAUGGAGAUUGUGCAAACCGAACUGAAAAAGAUCCUAUUCGAUGUUGUUGUUAUAACUAAAAUAAAACUUAGAUAUAAAAGUUUUCUCUAUUAGCUGAAAUGAAUCAAUGUUUCCUUAUUAAAUAUCAACAAAAUAUUAUACCUUACUGAAUAUCAUUA